AUGGCGGCUAUGAUGUCGUCUGUUAACCCCUUUACACCGGUGACCCCCCCACCGGAGAGCCACUCCUUUCCUAAACUUCCUGCCCAAAGGCCUUUACAGAACAACCUAAAACGAAAGGCAUCGAUGCAAGAACCCUUCAGUGGCCUGGCAGGCCUCAACACUCCCACGAUGAUGGCUCCUCCUCCCCCUCCGACUUCACAACCUAGAAUGUCCUCGUCGCCAAACCGCAGUUCUGGGCCUAGCUCCAGCAGCACUCCUCAGUCCAGCGAGUCAACAACCCCCGAACUUCCCAGCAUCGCCGGUGCCAAUCUCGAUCCAAAGUAUCUCGCCAUGGUUUCUCGUAUCGCUGCUUAUUACCAGCAGAGGUGUCAGGCUGUUGCCAACUACCAACAGCAACGAUGCCAGGCUUGGGCCAACAUGCAUAGACAAAAGUGUCAAGAUAUGAUGCAGGCGUCUAUGUUGGUUGUCGCUUGGUAUGUGAGAGAUCGCAUCCAGCGCAGGCGAAGAAGGGAGAAGCGCCAUUUCAGAUCCGGCCUGAGACGCAGGACAGACCAGAAUAAAAUCGCACGGACUGAGGUCGUUCGUCGCUGGGUUAAGCAGAUCCCCGAAGGAUCUGAGUCACCCAACGAGCCCCUCAACGUUCAGCUUGCCGACCGCGAAGAGGCCGAGUUCUCCAUGGAUCGUGAGACACAGCCGGACAAGGACACCAAGCUAUUCGAGAUGGCCGACAACCUUAUAAAGAGCCAGUACAAGAAGAUUGAAGUUCCUAUAAUGGGUGUACUCAACUUUGAUGAAAGCGACAAUGACAGCGAGAGUGACCUGGAUGAGCCAGAGCCAGAGCAGUACGACGAGAUGGACGAAGCCGAGGACUUGGCUGAAGACGACGAAUACUACGAAGUGGAAGAUGAUGAGCUGUACGACGAUGAGGACGAAAUCGAAUACACAGGGGAUGGUGCUUCAGAGGUUGUUCACCAUGGCACAGGGACUGGCUCAGGCAGCCGAAACAAUAACUUGAGUGAAACCUCAUAAGAAUUAUUUCCCCACUCAACAUCUCAACAAUCAGCCCUCUUCCGAG
This is a messenger RNA of Fusarium verticillioides 7600, 1075 nucleotides long. RefSeq lists its product as hypothetical. Lineage: Eukaryota; Fungi; Ascomycota; Sordariomycetes; Hypocreales; Nectriaceae. The record is from RefSeq and is a predicted model, not a curated record. The transcript has a single exon. Bases 1 to 1029 code for a protein of 342 amino acids.